AGUCUCGCUUUUGCUCUCUUGAGUGCAGUAUGUCAAACGAAACAAAAAUAAAUUACAGAAAAAGUGUGUUCCGUUUUUAGAUAGAUACAAACAGCGGAUAAUCGGAUCUAAUCUAUCAACAAGUAGUGUCAACUUAAGUGUCCAUUUCGAUAGAAUAAAGACAUUGUAUCUAUAAAGUUAUAUGUAUUUCAAUGAAACGAAACAUAUUGGUGAUAAGAAAGCAAAACCUUUUGUGAACAAUACGUUGCAAGGACUAUAAAAUGUACCACACAUUAAAAAUAAUUCUAAUAGUGCUUAUUCUACAAUUGCACAUACGUCAAUCAAGAUUAAAGGUUUUAAAAGGCGAUAACAUAGAAAAGUCCAGUAUUUAUGAAUCCGCGAACGACACUCCUCAACUAAGGACGUUCCAUUUGGCAGAUACCCUAAGUCCAGCAUUUGCAAAUCCAUCGCUAGACACCGAUGCUGAAAACAACCAGUACGAUAUUAAUGACACAGACCUUAAAUCAAUUUUCGUGAAAUACGAUACUGACGAUGGAAAUACUUGUAUUUUGGAUAAUCUAAAACAGCAAAUUUUGUCAUGGUCAUAUCCCAAUGGAACACUCAGGACUCCAAUUUCCAAGUACAUGAAUAAAAAGUAUUUGGAUAUUUCUUAUGCUAAUAUAUCAGAGGAUAUGGAAUUGUUGAAUGUAAUAACAGCUGCACGCAAAUUUAGCUUUCAAAAAGUUGAAGUCUUCUCGGCUGCCUACAACAAUCUGAAUUCAGCACCCUUUCAAACUCUAUUAUCAAUGAGGGGGUCACUGAAAUAUUUAUCACUGCAAGGCAAUCAAUUUGCCGCCCUCAAUCAUGACGUGGAUGCAAUUGAGAAGUAUUUACAAGUGGCACGAUAUCCAGAAAAUGAAACUAAUAGCAAAUGCGAAGAGCGUUUAGCACAAAAUAACACUUACAACUCUGAUCUGUAUGAUCGGGAAUGUUUGCAAUACUACCAAGCAAGGGACAACAUUGACAACACAAAAACACAAGACUUCAUUUAUGAAGAUUACAUAACAAAUCUAAAAAAAAAACACAAUAUAUUUGGCUCCUCAAAAGAGAGCAUUGCAUGGGCUACCUUUCCCAGUCUACCGCAUCUUCUGGAGCUAGAUAUUAGUAACUGCAGCAUCGAGUAUGUGAGGAAGGAGGCAUUCCAAAAUGUGAACAACCUGCGGAAGCUCUUUCUAUCAAACAAUAAGAUUUUCACUAUAAACGUGGAUACGUUUUUCCACAUACAACAAGUGCAAUAUCUAGACAUGUCGUUCAUGAACGUUUUAAGCUAUAGCUAUCCGUUCUCGAUGCCAACUAUUGAAGUUGUCAUAAAUCUGCUUUAUGGUCUAAAGAUCCAUCAAACCGCAUUUAAGAUGCUGCCAGAACUCAUCUAUUUGGACCUCUCGCACUCGAAAAUGACCAGAAAUAGUGCUGUGGCCUUCACGCAUCUGGGAGAUAAACUAAAAUAUCUCAGUUUGUGUUAUACAUCGUUUCCCAUGAUGACCAAUGGCCUGUUCAAGAACACAAUACUCGAGGGACUUGAUUUGUCGGGUAAUCCAAUUGUGUCAAAUAACAUUGUCGACGAUGCUUUUGAGGGCAUUGGGGAAACACUUGUUUGUCUCUACUUUGAACGCUCCAAUAUAAAGGAUAUUGGCUGGCUAAAGCCGCUUAAAAAUCUGCAGAUCCUGGGCUUGGCCGGUAACAAUAUAAACGCCCUGUCAGGCGAUGUAUUCCAAUCUAUGGUUAGCUUACAGGUACUCGACCUGAGCUACAAUCACAUUGGCAACUGGUAUCGGAGUGUGUUUUUCAACAAUUUGUCAUUGAGGGUUUUGAGUGUCCGCAGCAACAAUGUCAACAUGCUCACCAUCGAAAUGCUUAAGGAUUUUGAACUGCUGGAGUAUCUCAGUCUCGGCGAUAAUAACUUUCUCUGUAACUGCAACCUGCGAAAGGUAAUCGAUGUGGCAGCUCAGAAUAAUAAAGAAGCUGAUUGCUCAUACGAUAUCCUGAAGAAUGUAAUCUCUGAGUUGAAUACUAACAAUAUUAACGGUGUGAAUCAGUUGGGUACAAUCAUUACACGGCUUAUGGAGUAUGUGGUGUGGAAGCGACGAUACGUGCCACUGCUAGAUGAAAGCUAUAAAAACAUUAAAGAUUACAAGCGCCUGAAUAAUAUAAUCAAGAUGCAAUUUCAAAUGGCUAAAAGGUGUCCCGAUUCAACACCGAAUACAGUAAACGAUACGGAUUUGAAAUUUCAGUUAUUGGAUUAUGAUGUAAAUCAUUACUGGUGCUUUGACGAGACCGAAAAAUUACUGGUGGAAGACCUAGUCUGCCAGACUAACAUUUUGAGCGAUCUUGAAACGCAAAUAAGCCAUUAUAUCACAGUAGUGAUGGCUGUAGUUGGUAGUUUGUUGUUCUUAUUGAUUUUUGGAUUUAUCAUUUAUCUUAAGCGUUGGCACAUUCACUAUUACUAUGCAUCUCUCAAAUCGGCAGCGCUUUUAUCCCGGGCUUCGAAGGAGUCUCUUGAUAAAUUUCAUCGUCUAAGCGAAGAAGAUCCCGGUGUAAUAUAUGACAUUUUUAUUAGCUACUGUCAAAAUGAUCGUCAGUGGCUCUUGGACGAAUUGUUACCCAAUGUUGAGGAGUCUGGGGAUAUUUCAAUAUGUCUGCACGAACGUGAUUUUCAGAUUGGUGUAACUAUACUGGAUAAUAUUAUUUCGUGUAUGGAUCGUUCGCGAUCACUUAUGUUGCUGAUCUCAUCCAAAUUUCUACUUAGUCAUUGGUGUCAAUUUGAAAUGUAUCUGGCCCAACAUCGCAUUUUUGAAACGAGCAAGGAGCAUUUGAUUCUAGUUUUUCUGGAGGAUAUCCCACGCAGUAAACGUCCAAAAACACUGCAAUAUUUAAUGGACAUAAAAACCUAUAUUAAAUGGCCAAGUAAAGGAGAUAAGCAGCCCACUUUGGAGGAACGUAAAUUCUUUUGGAAGCGCCUAAGAAAAUCUUUAGAGCUCAUUGGCAUUGCAACAAAAGUUUCCAAGGCCCCAGCGUAAGGGGCUGUAAAGCUUUACUUAAUAUGAAUCCUAGUCAGUUUUUUAAGUACCUGAUAUACAUGAAAACCAUAUUUAGAAUAAGAAAGCAAUUGUAAAGAACAAUUUGUUAAAAUCUGAAGAUUUGUACAAUAUAGAAUGUCUACAUUCUACAGAGAUCCAUUUUACAGUGAAGAUCUUGAAGAAACCGUCUAGUGCUAGGCUCCACAAUAAAGAUGAUAAUGAUAAUAAUAAAAAUGAGAGAAAGAAACUC
Drosophila grimshawi is the source of this 3306-nucleotide messenger RNA. It is a transcript of the gene Toll-9, whose product is annotated as toll-like receptor 13. Bases 261 to 3056 code for a protein of 931 amino acids. Gene Ontology annotation, cellular component: membrane. Gene Ontology annotation, molecular function: transmembrane signaling receptor activity; protein binding. NCBI's taxonomy places the organism in Eukaryota, Metazoa, Arthropoda, Insecta, Diptera, Drosophilidae. Gene Ontology annotation, biological process: immune response; inflammatory response; toll-like receptor signaling pathway. The transcript is spliced from 6 exons. The record is from RefSeq and is a predicted model, not a curated record.